Xenopus laevis (African clawed frog) is the source of this 2450-nucleotide messenger RNA. It is a transcript of the gene fbxo30.S, whose product is annotated as F-box protein 30 S homeolog. Gene Ontology annotation, molecular function: zinc ion binding; ubiquitin protein ligase activity. Lineage: Eukaryota; Metazoa; Chordata; Amphibia; Anura; Pipidae. The record is from RefSeq and is marked provisional.
AGACCUGGCCUUACCAUGGAUGAAAAACCUCAACAUUCUCAUUGUGUCAACUGUGUCAGUCGACGUUGUAUGAUCAGGCCUGACAAUGGCGUUUCCUGCGAUUUAAUUGGGUGUCCGCAUGUGUGUGGGGCAGUCUUUCAUUCCUGUAAGGCUGAUGAACAUCGAAUAUUAUGCCCCCUGGAAAGAGUGCCUUGCUUAAAUAAUGGCUUUGGAUGCCCUUUUUUUGUGACCCGAAACAAGCUAGCAGAGCAUUUGCAAAUAUGUCCAGCAAGCGUAGUAUGUUGCACUAUGGAAUGGAACAGAUGGCCAGUAAGUUAUGCUGAUCGAAAAUCUUAUGAAACCCUGAGUAAAGAUGUUGAUGAAGUAGAGCAGUUGGAUAUGGCCUUAGCGCUCCAAGAUCAACGAAUGCUUCUGGAAUCCCUUAAAGUGGCAACCACAAUGCCAAAAACAAGCGAAAAACUUGAGUCGCACAAACCAAUUUCCGCAGAAUCGCUUAAUUGCGAUAAGCCGACUGCAAACGGAAUUGCAAAUGGACUUGCUGAUGAAAUUACAAAUGGAAUUGCCUUGAAACCUGCUGAUCAAAUUUCAAAUGGCAUUGCCUUCAAACCUGCAGAUGGACUUGCUGAUGAAAUUACAAAUGGAGUUGCUAGUGAAAUUGCUAAUGGAAUUGCACAUGGCGUUUCUGAUGAUGAAGAUUCAUACAGUGCACUGUAUCAAGCGACUGUAGAGACCACUAAAAGUUUAGCAGCUGCACUGGAUAUUCUUAAUAAUGCCACAAGAGACAUUGCCAUGCUAAAUGGAAGGUUACUAGAGGCAAGCUGUGAGAUGAACAAAAAUUUCCAGUUGCCGGAACAGAAUUGUAUAGGGAAUUAUAAUCCAGAUCAGGAAUAUGAAGAGGAAGAAACUGUUGGAGCUGCAGGUGGCAUUGCCUGCAGCCCAGUAAAACACCUGUAUCAGAAUGGCUCAAGUGAUUUAUACCCUGGGUCAAAUGGCAGUUAUGACCUAGUUAAUGAAGACGUUGACUUAAAUAAUCCACCUCUUUUGUGCAAUGGAUUUCACACUCAAACGAAAAAUAUGUGUAUGGACCUAAAUCCAGGAGAUGUGCAUAUUUUUGAGCCUAGGCAAAAUGGUGAUUGUGAUUUAGAAAUGGAUUCUGAGGAGGGCUUGCUGAAUCCAAAUAAACCCUUGUCUGUUGUAGUACAAGCACAAGAAUCUGGUAUGGUGAAUGGUAUCAAAGCUGAGGACACUGAAAGAGAUCAAAGGCUAGAUGGAAAAGAUGAGCAAGGAUUGAGAAAUGUAGCUGUUUUUGGUAGACGUCCUUUUCUUGUUGAUGCUCACUGGUUUAAAGCUAAAAUGGAAGACAAAGCUGUUGAUACAGCAGAUUUGGACAUUAAGGAAGAUCCCAUGGGUCUAAAUGGAAUUGACCUUAUUACAGCUGCUUUGCUUUUUUGCUUAGGGGAUUCACCUGGGGGAAGAGGCAUUUCAGACAGUCGGAAUGUUGAUGGCUAUCAUGUUGAUUUCGGAACACAGACUUUUUCGUUCCCAUCUGCAAUACUUGCUACAAAUACAAUGGUCGGAGAAAUUGCCUCAGCUUCUGCAUGUGACCAUGCAAAUCCACAGCUUUCUAACCCCAGUCCUUUUCAGACACUGGGUCUGGAUUUAGUGCUGGAAUGUGUCGCAAGGUAUCAAACUAAACAGAGAUCAAUGUUUACGUUUUUAUGUGGGCAACUAUUUAGAAGGGAUGAAUUUUCUUCUCAUUUCAAAAACGUUCACGGUGAUAUUCAUGCAGGCCUCAAUGGUUGGAUAGAACAAAGAUGUCCCUUGGCAUAUUAUGGAUGCACUUAUUCCCAACGCAGAUUUUGCCCUUCAACGCAAGGAUCAAAAAUUAUUCACGAUCGACAUUUGAGAUCAUUUGGUGUUCAACCUCAUUUAUCUGCCUGCUUUGAAAAUGCAAGGAGUUGUUCAGUAGGACUGUCACAUGAUCAUUUUAGUAAUUUACCAUACGAGGUUCUCCAGCACAUUGCAGGAUUCCUCGAUGGGUUUAGCUUAUGCCAAUUUUCUAGGGUAUCCAAACUUAUGAGGGAUGUGUGUGCCAGUUUGCUUCAAGCCCGUGGAAUGGUUGUUCUGUUGUGGGAAAAGAGACAGUACCCAUCUGGAAGUUCAUGGCAAAUCAAAGAAAAGGUUUGGAGAUUCAGCACCGCUUUCUGCACUGUAAGGGAGUGGAAAUUUGCUGGCAGUGUGAGCAUGGCUGAUCAUUUGAAGAAAUGCAGCUACAAUACUGUAGAGAAAAGAGAAGAGGCUGUUCCCCUUCCCUGCAUGUGUGUGACUCGGGAACUCACUAAAGAUGGCCGAUCACUUCGGUCUGUCUUGAAACCCGUCCUUUAACUACCCCCCAAAAAAAGGGACACUCCGACUGCACAAACACUCAAGCACCAAUUUUAACCUCUAUA